This is a messenger RNA of Echinococcus granulosus, 720 nucleotides long. RefSeq lists its product as hypothetical. The coding region runs from base 1 to 720 and encodes 239 amino acids. The transcript has 5 exons. The record is from RefSeq and is a predicted model, not a curated record. Lineage: Eukaryota; Metazoa; Platyhelminthes; Cestoda; Cyclophyllidea; Taeniidae.
AUGGAGGCGACAGAUAAGUAUCAAAACCACUGCAUUUCAAAUCACAAAAUCACCACAUUUGCCUCUUUGAGGGUAGAGGAUGAGGUGGGGAAAGAUGCUGGUGAGGUAUUUUGCAUUCAGUUAAAGUCAACAUGGAGAUGUCACUUCAGUGAUUUAAGACAUCAAAGCAAAAGACGGAUGCAAACUGAAGUGUUGCAUAAACAAAAGUCUAGUAAUUUAUCUACUUAUUUGGGGAUACCUUUUGUUGGGUGUUUCCUAUUAUUGGGUUUGCGAAUCACUAUGAUGGGGUUUCAUCAUUUGUUCGGUUGGAAGUGUUGUACCCUCUUUUUGGUUGUAACAAUAGUUUUGGUUUUGAGGGGUGAUUGUGUUGAUCAUGCUGCUUUGGAUGAUUGUGUUUGUGCUUCUUAUGUUCCAGGUGUGUGCAGGGUUUUGGGUUGUUCACAGUCUCGGAAUGGGCCUUUUGGGGUCGGUAUUGUGGGUCUACUUCGAUUGCUUGCUGAUUUGUUAAAGUUGAUAAAAAAGUUUAAUUGUAUCUUUAGGAGGAGUAGCUGUAUUGCCUUAUUAGGCUUUUUCAUUGGCAAUUUUGCUUGUGAUUUACUCGUUUAUUUAUUUACAGUAGACAUUUUGGUGCUAGUUAUGAUGGACUUUCUAGGUAUUCUGCGUUGUGUGCGUUAUGAUUAUUUUGUGAAAAUUUACAUGAAAUCUGUUUAUGUGUUAUAA